Brachypodium distachyon (stiff brome) is the source of this 876-nucleotide messenger RNA. RefSeq names its product protein CURVATURE THYLAKOID 1A, chloroplastic. The coding region runs from base 116 to 688 and encodes 190 amino acids. NCBI's taxonomy places the organism in Eukaryota, Viridiplantae, Streptophyta, Magnoliopsida, Poales, Poaceae. Gene Ontology annotation, cellular component: thylakoid; chloroplast thylakoid membrane. The record is from RefSeq and is a predicted model, not a curated record. The transcript has 5 exons.
ACCACGCCUCAUCCUCCCCUCAGCCCUCAGAGCUCACAAAAACCUCAAACCACAGCCAGGUCGACCUCCACAGAAAGGCAACAGAGGACAGAGGACGAGGGUGUGAAAAGCAUUAAUGGAGGUCCGCGUCUCCACCGCCGCCGCUUGCUCCGCUCCCUUGUCCAUCGCCCGCGGCCGCCGACCGCCCCCCUCCGUCGCCGUCGUCCGCGGCCCAGCACGAGGCGUGCGCUGCCGCUCGGCCGCGCCUGAUCCGGUACCGUCCGAGGAGCCCUCGUCCGCGUCCGCGUCUACCGUCGUCGCCGUCACUGACAAGCCCGCCGGGGAGGAGAAGGGCGAGGAGGCUGGAGCGGUCUCCGGGGGAAGCAGCGGCGCUGUGGAGGCGACGGUAGCAGAUGCGCCGGCGUCGUCGGGGACGCCCGAGGAGGACGGGAGCGUGGACGACAUACUGAGCAAGUUGGACAUCGAAGUGACACCCACUUAUGUCCUUUUCGGAUCUGGCGCUCUCAUCGCCCUAUUGAUUUUAUCUAAAGUUGUUGCUGCGAUUGAUUCUGUUCCCCUGCUCCCCAAAGUGCUGGAACUCGUAGGAACUGGCUACUCAAUCUGGUUCACCACACGGUAUCUCCUCUUCAAGGAAAGCAGAGAUGAGCUGUUUGCAAAAUUCGAAGAUCUGAAAGAGAGGAUAAUUUGAGCAGGGACAAAUGACGUGUUAGCAUUUGUUUAUGCUAUACAGUCAGCUUGUUGUUAGGCCUUCUUUUCUUCCAACUAUUACUGAAAGAAAGAAAAAGUUGUGUUGUACGCUAAGAUUCCUCUCGUCAGCUGUAAUCAGACAUCUUAAGUUUUGCCACUAGUGUGCUUGCUCAAGCGUCUUUAUUUUUA